This is a messenger RNA of Solanum tuberosum (potato), 1695 nucleotides long. Its product is annotated as transcription factor SPT20 homolog. NCBI's taxonomy places the organism in Eukaryota, Viridiplantae, Streptophyta, Magnoliopsida, Solanales, Solanaceae. Bases 1 to 1695 code for a protein of 564 amino acids. The record is from RefSeq and is a predicted model, not a curated record. The transcript has 4 exons.
AUGGUGUGUGAGCCGCCGGUAGGCACCUUCAGGUCGCCGGACCAGUCCCAACAGAGGCGCCUUGAGCAGACGAACAAAACCCACCAAGAAUCGCCAUCUAAUUCAUCCUACAACUCCACAAAUUCGCGAAACAAUGAGGCGAUGAACAUCGCGAUUUCAGAAAAGGAGUUGGAAGGGAUUCAAAAAAUUAUUUCCCCAGAUCGCGAUAUGGUGAUUCAUGGAAAGCUGUUUAGUGGGAAUGAAUCUACUAAUCAAGGGCUACAACAUACUAAAAAAUCAGGUGAUUCCACCUUGCCAAUCGAGAGAACUGAGGAGGCAAUUUCUGGGAAAAUCGCCGCACCAGCACCUGAGCACCCUCAAAUUCGAUCAUCUUCCCAGCAAUUUCAUGGCGAUUGGAGCACUGGGGAUUACUCACCUGAUGAAGAGGUAUAUCUCACUGAAAUUUCAAGUAAAAUGGAUGGUCCAAUCGCCGGCGACAAGGAAUCCGGUGAUCGAACAGACAAUAAAUUAAAAUGUGACGGCGCCCCUAAGGGGCACUUUUCUACUGAUGAAGAGGUCCAGCUUACCAACAUAUCCAUCAAUUUAGCUCAAGAACACAUCCAAAAGGAGAUUCAGGCAAGUUUAGGUAGAAUUACAACCAAUCAACAAGUUGAGCUUGAAGAGCUCACUUACAGACCUGAAGCCGAACAGCAGGGGACAUAUACUCAGGAUCAUGCAGGUGCUAAUGGUCAAAAACAGGACCAACAUACAAUUGAUGAACACGGCAUGGAGAUGCAGUCUAAACAAAGAGAUAAACGAAUAAGGAUGGACCAAAAUGAUCAACAUGACAAUACAAAAUCUACAACUUUGGAAGUGAUUGAUGUGGAGAGUUCAUCCCACUUCUCCUUUGGAGUUAAACCAACGGAGACAAUUCCAAGCAAUGGAGGACAACAGAGGCCAGGUAAGUCUUCUAACUCUGACUCUAGUCGAAAUGCUGUUAGUCUGAGUUGCAGUGAUGGCCAUGUGCAUGCUAAUGCAAAAGAGCAAAAUAUUGUUAAUUCGAAUGAUCAGGAACAGGGUAGGGAAGACAAUGAAUCCCAACAACAGGGUGAUCGAAAUCAAAGUGGUGAGAAAAAUAAGAGUAAUCUCAAUUACUUAAUCAUGGAGGGAAUUCUGAUCCCAAUAAAAGGUCAGCAAACUAACCAUCCCAAUCAAGCCAAAGGUCCCAGCACUACUAACGAGAAUCAAACCACCAAACAGGACCAAAAUGCAGAACCUGCUCCUUAUACGGUGGAACAAAUGCUGGCUGCAAGACUUAGGCAAAUUCAUGCUACACAUGCAACAUCUAUAGAACUGGUCCCUCCCAGACACACGACCAAACAGGGCCAGCCUGCUGUGAUUUAUGACAUGGAUGACUUCAUGAACAAGUUGACUGUAGACUUACAUCAGGGACACAUGCUAGAUGAGUGUAACUUCAAGAUAAGGGAUGAGGAAUUCAAAAGGAGGAAAGAACUAGAAACAGAAAAGAAAAGCAUAAGUAGAAGUGAACAGGGACAGCAAGGAAAUGAUAACAGACAAACCAAGACAAAGGAACAAGAGGAGAAACAACAGCAAAACAAGGAAGGAAGCAAUCAACAGCAGCCUGAGCAGCAAAAGGAAGAGGAAUGGCAAAUACAAAGAAGGAAAAACAAUAAGCCACAGGAAGAAAGAAUAUAG